GUAAAGAUGUGGCAAUGGGGAAGCGAACGGAUGUCGAGUGUGAGGCGAUGGUGGCGCCCUGAAAAACCGAAGCCGCCCCAGCUUCCCAAAGUCAGUGGACUCGACUUCUCCGGCCACUACCCCUUUGAGAAUCUGGUACUGAAAGGAGGAGGGGCAAAGGGAAUUGCCUACAUCGGCGCAGCAAAGGUACUGGAUGACGCCGGCAUUCUGCCCAACAUCAGGCGGUUUGCAGGAACCAGCGCAGGCGCAAUCACCGCCGCCCUCCUGGCCAUCGGGAUGAGCCCACAGGACCUGCUUGAUGAGCUCAGUCAGAAAAACCUGAUGGACCUCUUAGAUCCACCAGUAAGGAAAGGCUGGUUCAGCUUCCUGGAAUGGUUCCCCCACAUCCCUGGCGUGCCCAGCUGGCUGACCGUGGACAACAUGUCCAUGGCCUUGGCAGCAGUCACGGACAGAGGUAUCUGUGAAGGGGAGGAGUUUCUGGACUGGUUCGGAGACAUCUUAGAUCGGCACCUCGAGCGUCUUCAUCCGGACAUGUACAAGAAAGGGCUGAACAAGGACAUCACCUUCGAUAAACUCUACCACACGUUGGGUGUGGAACUGUGCGUCGUGGCUUACAACAUGGUUCUGGGCAAUGAAACUUAUUUUCAUGUCAAAACCACGCCAAUGAUGAAAAUCCGGGAAGCAGUGCGCAUGUCCAUGUCUAUUCCAGUCGUCUUCAAGCCGUUUGAGAUGGGUCUGAUAUACCCAUAUACUUUCAUUGACGGUGGACUGGCCGCUAACUAUCCCCUCUGGGCGUUUGAUGGCUGGUACCUGUCCAUGGAAGAAGACAAAUUCUUCCACAAGAAGCUGACGGAGGACGAUGGGAAGAUGGUUCGAAGGAUGUUCCACCCGGAGUACAGGAAGGAAAGGUUCGACACCAGGAACAACAGCACUCUCGGCAUCCUGAUGUUCUCCAGCAGGGACCGAGAAAUGUACCAGGAACAGUUUGAGAAGCGCCUUAAGGAGCUGGUGAAGGUCAAACCCGAAUUUGAAAAGAAAACAGAAGAAACGGCGCUAAAUAAGUAA
This is a messenger RNA of Branchiostoma floridae (Florida lancelet), 1065 nucleotides long. RefSeq lists its product as uncharacterized. NCBI's taxonomy places the organism in Eukaryota, Metazoa, Chordata, Leptocardii, Amphioxiformes, Branchiostomatidae. The record is from RefSeq and is a predicted model, not a curated record. Gene Ontology annotation, biological process: lipid metabolic process. The coding region runs from base 7 to 1065 and encodes 352 amino acids. The transcript has 7 exons.